CCCUCUCCAUGUGUAUUUUGUCUCCUCCUCCCGUGCGUGCCUGUCUUUGCAUCUCCACUCUUCUCCCUCCCUCCUCCGGAUCGAUCGCCGGCCGAGCUCUCCGGAGGGCCGGGCACUUGGUGGGCUCGUCCUUGUUCCCCGCUGUGUUUUGCCGAGUCAAGGGGAUCUCUUUGGAGGCUCGGCGAGAUGCUGCUCGUGGUGAUGUGAUCGCAUAGCAACACAGCAGCCGGGGCGGUGGAGGAGGAGAGGCAGCGGUGCUGAGGCUCAGCAUGCAUCCCUGUCACAGGGACUCCUCUGCUGAUUCACACGCACAGCCCCUCUCCCCGCUGCCCGCUGCCCCCGCGCCUCAGACCUGGCGGACUCGGAAGGUGCUCCAUCCCCAUGACCAUCAGUUCUGAUGCAGCCCCUGGUGAUGCAGGAAUGGCUCUAUGUCCUCCCGCGAUGUCCUGAGUGGCACAUCCCGGACCAGGCGCAGCACAGCAGCACUGCCCGCCCGCUGUCUCAGGUUGAAGCCUCGCAGGAUGGUGCAGGACCUUCGUGUGUAACCCCCCGGGCUCCAAGCAGUGCUGCCGGGCCCCAGGCCCCUCUGGAGAUGAAUCUUUGCUGGAACGAGAUAAAAAAAAAAUCCCACAGCCUUCGGGCUCGGCUGGAGGCCUUCUCUGACCACAGUGGGAAGCUGCAGGUGCCUCUCCAGGAGAUCAUCGACUGGCUGGGGCAGAAGGAUGAGGAGCUGUCGGCACAGCUGCCCCUGCGGGGGGAUGUUCUCCUGGUGCAGCAGGAGAAGGAGACACACGCGGCUUUCAUGGAAGAAGUGAAGUCUCGGGGACCAUACAUUUACUCUGUCCUGGAGUCAGCACAGGCUUUCCUUUCCCAGCACCCAUUUGAGGAAUUAGAAGAACCGACUUUGGAAAGCAAAGAUGUGUCUCCCCGGCACCGGAUCCAGAACAUCAGCCGCUUUGUCUGGAAGCAGGCCAACGUGGCCAGUGAGCUGUGGGAGAAGCUCACGGCCCGGUGUGUGGACCAGCACCGCCACAUUGAACGGACCCUGGAGCAGCUGCUGGAGAUUAAAGGGGCAAUGGAAGAGCUCAGCACGACCCUGGACCAGGCUGAAAGCGUGCGGGAGACCUGGGAACCCAUCGGGGACCUCUUCAUUGACUCCUUGCCAGAGCACAUCCAGUCAACCAAGCUGUUCAAGGAGGAGCUCUCCCCCAUGAAGGAUGGGGUGAAAGUGGUCAAUGAUCUUGCACACCAGCUUGCCAUCUCAGAUGUCCACCUGUGCAUGGAGAAUUCCCGCACCCUGGAGCAGAUCAACACCCGCUGGAAACAGCUGCAGGCCUCCAUAAAUGAACGCCUGAAGCAGCUCCAAGAUGCCCACCGUGACUUUGGACCAGGCUCCCAGCACUUCCUCUCCUCCUCUGUCCAGGUCCCCUGGGAGCGAGCCAUUUCCCCCAACAAAGUGCCAUACUACAUCAACCACCAGGCCCAGACGACGUGCUGGGACCACCCAAAGAUGACAGAGUUGUACCAGACGCUGGCGGAUUUGAACAACAUCAAGUUCUCGGCAUAUCGGACGGCCAUGAAACUCCGGCGGGUGCAAAAAGCCCUUCGAUUGGACAUGGUCACCCUGGCCACGGCUUUGGAAAUCUUUAAUGAGCAUGACCUGCAGCCCGGUGACCGUGCGAUGGAUGUGGUGGAGGUCAUCCACUGCCUGACCGCCCUCUACGAGCGGCUGGAGGAGGAGCGGGGCAUCCUGGUGAACGUGCCCCUCUGCGUGGACAUGAGCCUCAACUGGCUGCUGAACGUCUUUGACAGUGGCCGCAGCGGGAAGAUGAGAGCUCUCUCCUUCAAGACGGGCAUCGCGUGUCUGUGCGGGACAGAGGUCAAGGAGAAGUUCCAGUAUCUCUUCAGCCAAGUGGCGAACGCCGGGGGACUGUGUGACCAGCGGCACCUCGGCGUCCUGCUCCACGAGGCCAUCCAGGUCCCACGACAGCUGGGGGAGGUGGCAGCGUUCGGGGGCAGCAACGUGGAGCCCAGCAUCCGCAGCUGCUUCCGCUUCAGCAAUGGGAAGUCUGCCAUUGAGGCAUCCCAGUUCCUGGAGUGGGCCAACCUGGAGCCACAGUCCAUGGUGUGGCUGGCGGUGCUGCACCGGGUGACCAUGGCCGAGCAGGUGAAGCACCAGACCAAGUGCUCCGUGUGCCGGCAGUGCCCCAUCAAGGGAUUCAGGUAUCGGAGCCUGAAGCAGUUCAAUGUGGAUAUCUGCCAGACCUGCUUCCUCACCGGGCGAGCCAGCAAAGGCAACAAGCUGCACUACCCCAUCAUGGAGUACUACACCCCGACCACAUCCAGUGAGAACAUGAGGGACUUUGCCACGACACUGAAGAACAAGUUUCGCUCCAAGCAGUACUUCAGCAAGCACCCACAGAGGGGUUACCUGCCCGUCCAGUCUGUGCUCGAGGCUGACUUCUCUGAGACCCCAGCCUCCUCCCCGAUGUUACCACACGCUGACACACACUCCCGGAUCGAGCACUUUGCCAGCAGGCUUGCAGAGAUGGAAAGCCAGAAUUGUUCCUUCUUCAGUGAUAGUCUGUCCCCUGACGACAGCCUGGAUGAGGACCAGUACCUGCUGCGCCAUUCCAGCCCCAUCACUGACAGAGAGCCUGGGGGCAGCCAGCAGGCUCCAGGAAGCCUCAACAUGGAUGAUAAGGGAGAGCUGGAAAGAGUCCUGGCCCACUUAGAGGAUGAAAACAGGAUCCUCCAGGGAGAGUUGAGACGUUUGAAAUGGCAGCAUGAUGAGGCAGUGGAGUCUCCAACCUUGGCUACAGGCUCUCCUGAAUCAGUGCAAGACCCACGGAACGAUGAGCUCCUGGCAGAAGCACGAAUCCUCCGGCAGCACAAGAGCCGCCUGGAGACACGGAUGCAGAUCCUGGAGGACCACAACAAGCAGCUGGAGUCACAGCUGCACAGGCUGAGGGAGCUGCUGCUGCAGCCUCCAGCAGAGUCAGAAGGCAAUGGUUCAGCAGCCUCGUCCUUGGCUUCAUCUCCACAUCAGUCAGAAGGCAGCCAGGCAAAGGAGAGAGAACACAACACCCCUGACACUGAAACUGCAGACGAGAUAGAAGCCAAAACCCAGGAAGUCAGCAUGUGCCUGGAAGACAUAAUGGAGAAGCUGCGGAGCGCCUUCCCCAACUCUCAAGUGCUGCUGGGACAGGAGUGUGGCCUGGGAAUGGAGGAGGAGGAGGAGGCUUCACACCCGCAAGGAGAGGAGAUCAGAGCUGCCAAGAGCAGAGACCAAACAGAUCCCUGUGAUGAGCUGCAAGGCAGCCUCCUGCCCUGCUCAGGACCCUGCACUCCACGGGGCUCCCACCGUGAGGAUGGACAGACCUGUCAGCACCACCUGCAGCAACAGCUUUGAGCCAGCUCCUGGCUUCAUCCCUGUCCAGACCCCUCUGCAGGAGAGGUUGAGGCCCCAGUAGCCUGGUGAGAUGGAAGCAAUGGUGCAAGCUCUCCUGGCUGCUCAUGGAUGGCUCUUCCCAGCAGGGAUGGAGACUGGGGGAUGUGUGUGUGGGUGGCACCCCACUCAGUGAGGUUUUGGUGUUGGUCAUUCUGCUCUUUCCCUCUGUGCUCCAGUGCAGGAGCAGCACUCGGUCUCUUGCCCAGGCUGCCAGAGGGAGACAUUGCUUGGUGCCAGCACUAACAUGAGGUGGUGGUCUGCCCAUGCAGACUCUUGCCCACUUUCUGCCAUCCCUGAGCAGGAUCCUUCUGGCUCUGCAGCAGCCCCUUUCUAACCAGGUGGCUCUGGGUCCUGCUUUCCUGACCUGUCUAUUUCUCUUUCAGGUAUGACCUCCCUUAUCUAACACCUCCUGUGAGCCAGAGGCUUUUCCUAACCAGCUACCUGGCUGCUUUCCUCCCCCUCUCUCCCUGCCAUGCUCCCUGUGCUGCAGCAGCCCUCACACAGACUCCCUCCAAGCUGGUGGUGCAGGAUGCUUGCCAGCUCCAGAAGAUCUCAGGGGAACAUAGGUCAUGCAGGAGUGGGACUGUGGGCUCCCCAGCAGGCUGGUUUGGUCACACAGUGGCUGAGCCUGGGUGGGAUGGUUCAGAAGAGAGAGCUGAAGCCAUGAAAACUGCCUGUCUCCCCUGGCACCCGUGGGCUGCUGCCUUUGCCUGUAGCCCUCAGGGGAUGCAGACCUCAACAUCCCACUCUUCAUUUGUGCCCAGGAGCCUCCAGGUCCAUGGGCAUCAAAACACUCUUGGAGCCACACAACUUUUAAAAUAACUCUUUAUAGCAGUAACCAGCUGCCAGCCUUAUGGCUUGAACUCUGCCACCCAAGGCUCUGCAGCCAGCCAGGCACAUAGCACCAGGAGAGAGUCUGUGAGGUUUAUGGAGUAGGGAUUGAGUCCAUGUUAGAGCUUCAGCCCAGCUAGUAGCCUUAUAUUGAGAGGGUCUUUAUAACAGAGCCUUAUUGUUUAAUUUGCAUAUAUUUCUAUAUAUUAUAUAUAUAUAUAUACUGUACUUAAACACUCUCAUGGACUCACUCUAUUAAACUCUAAUACCUUA
Parus major (Great Tit) is the source of this 4555-nucleotide messenger RNA. RefSeq names its product dystrophin related protein 2 (gene DRP2). The record is from RefSeq and is a predicted model, not a curated record. The coding region runs from base 398 to 3412 and encodes 1004 amino acids. Gene Ontology annotation, molecular function: protein binding; zinc ion binding. NCBI's taxonomy places the organism in Eukaryota, Metazoa, Chordata, Aves, Passeriformes, Paridae. Gene Ontology annotation, biological process: synaptic signaling. Gene Ontology annotation, cellular component: plasma membrane. The transcript is spliced from 24 exons.